Molecule: messenger RNA, 1365 nt
Organism: Linum tenue
Lineage: Eukaryota; Viridiplantae; Streptophyta; Magnoliopsida; Malpighiales; Linaceae
Source: the annotation of a GenBank genome assembly
GGAAGCUCUAAUAAGAAACUAAAAAUGGCUUCCAGCUGCUUCUCUUCUCUCUGCUUUCUCACCCUACUCUUCUUCGCCUCCAUUGCUUCAGCCGCUUCUCCUCCUCGACUCCUCGACGCCCUGCUUCCCAACGGGAACUUCGAGCAGUCCCCGCCGGCGUCCAAGCUCGUCAAACGGACCAUCAUCGGCCGGCACUCCCUCCCCGGUUGGGAAAUCGACGGCCCGGUCCAGUACGUCUCCGGCGGGCCGCAGCCCGGCGGGUUCUACUUCGCCAUCCCCCGCGGCGUCCACGCCGUCCGCCUCGGAAACAGAGCCACCAUCUCGCAGACCAUGAACCUCGCCGCCGGCGCCGGCGGUGUCUACAGCCUGACGUUCGGGUCCACCAAGUCGUGCGCGCAGGACGAGGUGCUCCGCGUCACGGUGGCUCCCGCCGCCGCUGGUGGUAAGAGCGGCAGAGCUGCUUACGUGGCGGCGGAUCUGCCCCUCCAGACUCUGUACAGCACCGACGGCGCCGACACUUAUGCUCUGGCUUUCGCCGUUCCUUACGACAAAGCCGGCGACGUUGUGAGGAUUAGUUUUCAUAACCCGGGAGCUCAGGAGGAUGCUGCCUGUGGGCCUUUGCUCGACGCCGUUGCCAUCAAGCAGAUCCCGCGGCUUACAUUCACCAAAGGCAAUUUGAUAAAGAACGGCGGAUUCGAGAUCGGCCCCCACGUCUUCACCAACUACUCCACCGGCGUCCUCCUCCCGCCCAAACAACCCACCGACAGAACCUCCCCGCUCCCCGGCUGGAUCGUCGAAUCCCUCAAACCGGUCAAAUACGUCGACUCCCGCCACUUCGCCGUCCCCUCGGGCCGCGCCGCCGUCGAGCUCGUCGCCGGCAGGGAGAGCGCCAUCGCCCAGAUCAUCCGAACCGUCGCCGGAAAAUCCUACAACCUGUCGUUCACCGUCGGCGACGGCAAGAACGACUGCCACGGCUCCAUGAUGGUCCAGGCCUUCGCCUCGAACAAGACCGUCCAGGUCCCGUUCGAGUCCGUCGGCCAGGGCCGGUUCACGACGGCCAGCCUCGUUUUUCCGGCGGUUUCGAACCGGACGAGGAUUACGUUCUUUAGCAAUUAUUAUCAUACCAAGUUGAAGGAUUUUGGGCACCUCUGCGGCCCUGUUUUGGAUGAUGUUCGGGUGUUCGGUCUUCGUAGCAACAAGAAGUUGGUCUAGUGAUAUAUGACGCGAAAAUAUAUGUUCGACGCUUAAGUAUACUGCGUUUGAUAACGUGAGUAUACUUUACGUACGUGUUCAGGUUUGGAGCAAUUGAUAUACUUAUAGAGUGCGAUAAUACUUAGAUGAUUGGAUGAAUCAAUAUACUGUGUU